UCAACAACCUUCAAAAUCCCACUCGCUAAUUAUAGAGCGUGUGUCUCACCUUCUGAAAACGUGAGAGCUGUUUGGCCACGCGUAAGUGGUGUGGACAAAGACAGAGCCAAACACGGCACUAAGAGCAUCUCUGUUUUUAAUUUGCUGCUUCUUUCCUCCAUUAACUUACUUACUCUUGUGCCAAAGGAAAAAAGAACAAACAAAAGAGUGGAGAAGAGAGACAUGCAUGCCAAGACUGACUCGGAGGCCACUAGCAUUGACUCGGCCUGGCCGCCACGCUCGGCGAUUCGACCUCUCUACUACGUACAGAGCCCUUCGAACCACGACGUCGAGAAGAUGUCAUUCGGGUCGGGUUGCAGCCCGAUGGGUUCUCCCUCGCACCCACAUUACUACCACUGCUCACCCAUCCACCACUCGCGCGAGUCCUCCACCUCUCGGUUCUCCGACCGUGCCCUCCUCUCCUACAAGUCCAUCCGCGAAGGAGGAAGCGAACGCCGCCGAUACAUCAACAGCUCCAUAGACGAAGAAACGGACGGCGGAGAUGACGACGACCCUUAUCGGAAUGUGCGGCUCUACGCCUGCUUGCUCCUCUCCUUGCUCCUCUUGUUCACAGCCUUCUCUCUCAUUCUCUGGGGUGCCAGCAAAUCCUACCCUCCUAAAGUUGUGGUAAAGGGGAUGCUGUUGAGGAACUUGAACGUGCAGGCAGGGAACGAUCUGAGCGGAGUGCCCACUGACAUGCUUUCUCUUAACUCGACGGUCAGGCUCUUCUACCGGAACCCAUCGACCUUCUUCGCCGUCCACGUCACUGCUUCCCCUCUCCUCCUCCGCUACUCCGACCUUCUCCUCUCCUCCGGUGAGAUGGGCAAGUUCACGGUGGGUAGGAAGAGCGAAAGGAGCAUAGUCACGGUGGUUCAGGGCCAUCAGAUUCCUCUAUACGGCGGUGUCUCUCUGCAUCCCGACACAAUGGCCGUGCCCCUCAAUCUCACUCUCGUCGUCCGUUCAAAGGCUUACAUUCUUGGCAGACUCGUCACCUCCAAGUUCCACACAAGGAUCAUUUGCUCCUUCACCCUCGAUGCAACCCGCCUCCCCAAACCCAUCUCUCUUCUCCACUCCUGUAUUUAUCACCACUGACACAUUUGUAUCUGUUUCUUGGAGAUUAAAAUAUAUCAAUCAAUUUUCAUUGGAGACGUAUUUUUUUUUGAAACUCCUCGUUAAUCUUGCAUAUAAGAUAACAUCACAUGAUUUUCA
Messenger RNA from Thlaspi arvense, 1248 nucleotides. Lineage: Eukaryota; Viridiplantae; Streptophyta; Magnoliopsida; Brassicales; Brassicaceae. The record is from the annotation of a GenBank genome assembly.